AUGACUCGCUGUUUCCGAUGUCUUUCACGAGAGCUGUGUCAUGACCAUGGCUCAUAUAGAUUGGUCACCCGUAACAGGUUACAACCAACGAUGUGGGUCAAUAAAUACGUAAUUGGACACUACCGACCGCCUAAUAUGACGAAUAUGAUGUGCGCAAAAAGCAUUUUCCACUGGACGAAUGAGACAAUCAACAUUUGGAGCCAUUUACUAGGAUUUGUUUAUUUCACUUACUGUCAGUACGAGAUGAAUGUGCACCGCAUACCGCUACUGGGUGGUCAUCUUCAUGACCAUCUAAUCACAUCACUCGCACUGUUUGGAGCACAGAUUUGCAUGUUAUUCUCGGCUGCGUAUCACACCUUCUGCUGCGCAAGUGAGAUUAAACGACAGAAAUUUCUAAAACUAGACACUUUCGGGAUUUCGGCAGGUCUUUUAGGAAUGUACUUGUCGGGAAUCUACACCGCAUUUUUUUGUUUCAAGGAGCAUCUUAACACAUAUUUGUUUAUGCUUCUAACAAUAUUUAUCGUGGCUGUGUAUGUUCCAACGCGAAGGGAUUUUUUUGAUCAGAAGGUUGUGGGAUCUCGGAUCGGUUAUUUACACAUAAUCUACACUUCGAUAGCUAUCUUUGGGUUUUGCCCAACGAUCCAUUGGGUAUACUUACACGGUGGUCUGUCCAGUGCCCACGUCGCAACAUGGUUGAUGGAUAUUUUCGUACUGUAUGGUCUGAUUGGAGCUGCAUUUUUCUUUUAUGUGACCCUAAUUCCUGAACGGCUGUACCCGGGGGCGUUUGAUCUUAUUGGAUGUUCACAUCAGUGGUGGCAUGUACUUGUCCUAUGUGGCAUGAUGUAUUGGCAGCGCUCGGGAGCAGAACUGCUGUCGUUCUACCGAAUGAGCAAGUCCUCAUGUCAGGACUCCAUGACGGGUGUUUUACACAAUACCAGCUUCGUCCAUUAA
Molecule: messenger RNA, 951 nt
Organism: Angiostrongylus costaricensis
Lineage: Eukaryota; Metazoa; Nematoda; Chromadorea; Rhabditida; Metastrongylidae
Source: the annotation of a GenBank genome assembly